This is a messenger RNA of Malania oleifera, 3877 nucleotides long. RefSeq lists its product as uncharacterized. The record is from RefSeq and is a predicted model, not a curated record. Bases 475 to 3654 code for a protein of 1059 amino acids. Lineage: Eukaryota; Viridiplantae; Streptophyta; Magnoliopsida; Santalales; Ximeniaceae. The transcript has 10 exons.
UUUAGAGAAACGGUAAAAAGUUCUGGGUUUAAAACUCAUCAUGAAUUGGCAGCGAGGAUUCCAAAACCCCCACCUAAGUAAGUACAACCAUUCAGCUUAGUAGACGGCAACACGGAUCUCAUAGGAAGCAAAGUAAACCAUCUAACAAAAAAUUCAACUUGGGCACUUGAUUUUUCCUGCGGUGUCACAGCAAACUAGCGCAGGGCAAAGGGAAAAUCUGAAAGAGUUGACCUCUUCUAUUGGUUGAAAUGGUAUGGCGGUGCCAUUUAGAGCCACACAUCACCUGCCUGCCGCAGGCAACUAGGAUAUAAGACAAGGGUGACUCAGAGCUCUUCCUCCCAGCAUAUGAUAAUUUUUGUACCAAGCAGUAGAUGAGAAGCUGACCUAUGUUGGUUUCUGACUAGCACAGCGUUAUCGAAAACUCAAAACUGAGUUUCUGGCAUUGUUCACAGAGAUCACUGAUUUGGGCAGACGAUGUUCAAGCCAGUGAGAUGGAGAAGCGAAAAGAAGAUCAAAGUUGUAUUCAAAUUGCAGUUUCAGGCAACUCAGGUGCCAGAGUCGGGCAGAACCACUUUGAUGAUGUCUUUAGUUCCAGAGGAUGUUGGAAAGCCGACGGUGAGAUUACAGAAAGCUGCAGUCCAGAAUGGAACCUGUUCAUGGGAGAAUCCUGUCUAUGAAACAGUGAAACUCAUCAAGGAGCUGAAAACAGGAAGAAUUCAGAAGAAAAUCUACCAUUUCAUCAUUUCAACUGGAUCAUCAAAAUCAGGUUUUCUGGGAGAAGUCUCGGUUAAUUUUGCUGAUUAUGCUGAGGCAACCAAGUGUUUUACUCUGUCACUGCCCCUUGAGAAUUCAAGAUCCAGUGCAAUUUUGCAUGUGACUAUUCAGAGAAUGCAGGGAGCUUUUGAUGAAAGAGAGGUUGAGGAAAAUCGAGCUGUGACCAUCAAUUCCAACAAUAUGAACAAAAAAUAUAAUUCCACUGAGGAUGGGCACUCAGACAGAGCAUCCCCAAAUCCUGAACAAAAUUGCAGCUUCACAGCAUCUAAUGGUUUUAUUGCUGCAGUAACAUCAACCUCAGAUACCAUUUCUAAACAAAAUAGCCCACAAAAAUUUGAAUUGAAGAAAACUACUCUCAUACAAAGCUCCAUGCCUCAAAAUGGAAUGGUCAAUGCCAUAACAACAGAGGAUUAUGCACAUCAACGAUCAAACACGGAUUGGUCUGUCGAUUUAGAUUCAGAUGGAAGUUUAGUUGACUCAGCAAACAGCUUUGAAGAAUCAAGAGAAAAUUUGCAAGAGGUUUCAGAACGUUCAAUCCAAAAGCUUAAAAAUGAAAUUUCUAUUUUGUCAAGGCAGGCAGAGAUAACAGAUCUGGAAUUACAAUCACUUCGGAAGCAAAUUGUAAGGGAGAGUAAAAGGGGGCAGGAUCUAUCGAGGCAAAUGAGCAAGCUUAAGCAGGAGAGAGAUGAACUUAAAACAGAAUGCAAGCAGCUACAAUCCUUGCAAAAAAGCACUGAUGAGACAGAAGUUUUGAACAAGUUACCUGAAAGCAAGAACUCGCGAGCCCUGUUGGAUGAGAUUAGUCAAGACCUCAAUCAUGAAAAAGAAUUAAAUGCCAAUCUUCGGUUGCAACUCCAAAGGACAGAAGACUCGAAAUAUGAAUUGAUUCUUGCAGUAAGAGGGCUCGAUGAAAUCCUGGAGCAAAGAAAUAGGGAAGUAGCUCAACUACUAAGCAAAAUAGAAACCAGUAAGAAUGCUGAAAAGGCUGUGGAAAGAAUUCCUAUACAGAAAUUGAAUGAUGAUGACCAAGACACACAAGAACAGGUUGAGGAGGAUAGCAAUGCUAAGGAAAAAGACCUGUUAAAGCAGAAGAUCACAGAGUUGUACAGUGAAUUAGAGGUCAGCAGGAGAGAUAGGGAAGAGUUACAGAUGCACACAAAACAACUUGCACUGGACCAUGAGAUUUUGAAGCAGGAAAACCAUAAUUUUUGUGCAAAGUUGGAGCAAAACGAGCUACAACAGAUAAAAAUGCAAAAUUAUUUCUCAAAUUCUGUGACUAUAAUAAAACAGUUUGAAAGCCGGGUAGAAAUAUUAGAGACCGAACACAUGAAGAAGACACGGGAAUUAUUGGAAUCUCUGGAUAAGAUUAACAAACUUGAAAACCAGGUUAAGAGCUUGGAGGAAGAAUUGAAAAGGCAAGCACAGGGAUUUGAAGAUGACCUAGAAGCCAUGGCACAUGCCAAAAUUGAGCAGGAACAGAGGGCAGUCCAGGCAGAGGAAGCCUUGAGAAAGACAAGGUGGAAUAAUGCUAAUGCAACUGAACAGCUACAAGAGGAAUUGAGAAGGAUAUCUGUGGAAAUGGAGUCAAAGUUUGAUGAGAAUGAAAAGCUAACCAAGAAAGCAGUGGAAGAAACUAAUGAGCUGCGUCUGCAAAAAACAAAUCUUGAAGAAAUGCUACAGAAAGUAAACAAAGAGCUUGAGUUAAAUAAAGACCGGUAUGAGGUGAAAGUGCAAGAGCUUUCUGCCCAACUAGAUAUGAAGACAAAACAUAUAGAGCAGAUGUCAUUGGAACUUGAUGACAAAUCCAGGCAACUUCAAUAUGCAAAAAGGAUUGAGGAAGAAAAGCAGGGGGCUUUCUUAUCAGAGAUCCAAACCCUCAGAGACAAGAUAGACAUGCUCACAGAGGAGAAGUAUGACUUAAUUAAACAAGCAGAACAGAAUGAAAAACUGGGAUGUGAAGUGGAACAAAUGAAGACACUGGUUGCGGAAACUGAGAUGCUAUUACAAGGAUGGAACAAAGAAACGGUGUUAGGGAGAAAAUUUGCUACAGUAAAGCAGGAAGCUGAAAAAACACAAGAGGAAUUGAAUACUAUAAAGUGUAUGAAGGAUGAAAACAAGAUAAUAUCUGGGAUUCUACGGUCUGAAGUAGAAAACCUUAUAGCUCAGUAUAAUGAGUUGAAACAUAACAUUUACGAAGAAAAGUUGGAGAAGGAAAACCUCAGGAAACAAGUGGUUAAGCUAAAGAGUGAGCUACAGAAGAAGGAAGACACGAUCAUUAGUGUAGAGAAGAAUAAAAAAGCUCCCCAACCUCCUGACUCAAAGGAGGCUUUUAGUUUGAUGACAAACCUAUGGUCACACGAGGAGCAGGUUAAACUGAAGAAAGCUGCUCUCGAAAACUCUGCCAAUUCAUUUCUGGCGAAGGAAAAGGAUCUCAGCAACAAGCUCGAAGAACUGGAUAGCAGAGUUGAACAAGUCCACCAUAGUAAAAGACUAUAUGAGCAUCAAUUCCAAAAGGAGGCUGGACAAGCUGGAUAUGUUUCUGCCAAUGCUUGUAAGCCUGGAGGAAACAUAAGAGAGAACUUACAGCAUUUCGAGAGUAACAUUACCAUGGGCAAUGGAGUUGGCUUCGCACCAGCCCAAAGUGAAGUAGAAAUUUGUUCAAAGAAAGAGAUGAAAGUUUCCAGCACUUCCAAUACCAGCGACAAGAAUAAUUUAAGUGAGACCACAUUACUAAAGGAAAGAAAUAAAUUUAUGGAAAGCGAGCUGAAAGAAAUGCAAGAGAGAUAUUCAGAAAUAAGUCUCAAGUUCGCAGAGGUAGAAGGUGAAAGGCAACAGCUCGUAAUGACUCUCCGUAAUCUUAAGAAUGCUAAGAAGAACUAAUUCACUCAAACACUGGAUCCAGAAAGUAGGAACUACACAUACAUGAAGCAACUGAUUCGAAUCAAGGCAUGGACAUUUAUAUCAAAAUUUGAUCAGGAAAGAAAAAAGUAAAAAAAAGCAUGUACAUCAAUAGAACAAUCAUAUUUUGUAUGGAUUGAUGUUCAUCUCCCACUUUAGGGAUGAUAUAAAAUAAGAGGUCAACCAAUUUAGCUGUUGUGCUCAA